Molecule: messenger RNA, 1743 nt
Organism: Chaetomium globosum CBS 148.51
Lineage: Eukaryota; Fungi; Ascomycota; Sordariomycetes; Sordariales; Chaetomiaceae
Exons: 3
Coding region: 1-1743 (580 amino acids)
Source: RefSeq, a predicted model, not a curated record
AUGUCAGGCGCCGAGGUCAUUGGCGUCAUCUCCGGCAUCAUCGCCAUUGUCGACGCGACCAUAAAGAUCUACAGCGCCGCCAACGAUGCCUCUGGCCUCCCAGAGGCCUUCCGCGAUGUAGCCUUACGACUCCCACUCGUCAGCAAAACCCUCCAGACUAUCUCAGAGAACAAUAUCACCCCCGACGAGGAGUGGCGCAAGGCGAUGAAGCCUGACGUCGUCCCACAAGCUGGAGCUUCGAGAAUGGAACGAUACGCACUUGCCGCUCGCACCUGGAGCAAAGGAGACACGGUGGAGUCGCUGAUGAAGGGGAUAUUGGAGGAUCUUCAACUUUUGACCAGCAACCGCGUAGCGGAACUGCCCACACAGACUAGUGUCGCGGCGGUGAUACAGCAGCGAUUUUGCCCUCGCAUUCUCCCAUCCACUACCCCUGAAAACGAACGAGACUCCCUCCUCAAGGAGCUCAAGUGGACCGAUCCCACUCUCGACAAGCUAAGGAUUGAAAGAACCAAAGGUGGCCUGUACGAAGCUUCGUCCAGCUGGAUUCUCUCCCACCCCAGUUACCAGAAGUGGCGGGACGGGGAAAGCAAGCUGCUCUGGAUCAAGGGCGGUGCCGGCAAGGGCAAGACGAUGCUGUUGGCCGCCAUCACCGGGCAACUUCGAUCCCAGACCAGACUUGACAACCCCGUUGCCACCUCGUCUGUGUCGUUCUUCUUCUGCCAGAAUACCGAUGACCGCUUAAACAACGCAGUCGCCGUCCUAAAAGGUCUUAUAUAUCUCUUGCUGCUCCAGGAAGUCAGUCUCGCUCCGUACCUCAAGUGUGAGUACGACCGGAUGGGUAGAGACAUCUUUGAUGUCACCAACAACAACGCCAACGCCUUCGACGCGCUGUCCAAGGUGUUCAGGCAGAUGAUCCAGCACUCACGGUCGGAUUUUGUGUACUUGGCUGUUGACGCUCUCGAUGAAUGUGAAGACGGUCUGCUGGACCUCCUUGGCCUGGUCAAGGAAACCGCCCUCCAAGAAAAUCGUCUUAAGUGGAUUCUAACGAGCCGCAACCGGGUCGACAUCGACGAAAACCUCGCACUUGAAAGUCCGGGAGCGAAGUUGAGCCUGGAGGUGAACUCGGAAGCCGUGUCUCAUGCGAUCGAGAAUUACACCAUUCACAAGGUAGCCCAAGUCCCAUCACUUCGAUCCAACCCUAUCCAGCAAGCCAUAAUUCGACAAAACCUGCUCGAGAAGGCUGAAGGCACCUUUUUAUGGGUCGAUCUAGUCUUGCGAUCUCUCCAUACUGUCUUGGCUGACGAUGCUGUCCGUCGUGUCGACGAGAUGCCGCCAGGCCUGCCAAUGCUUUACGAUCGGAUGAUGGGAGAUUUUGGCAAGUCUACGAGCGACUACCGAGACUCGUGUCUUGCUGUGCUUUCAGUCGCAACUUUGGCGUACCGCCCGCUCCACAUUCUCGAGCUCCGAACGAUAGCUGGGCUCAGCUAUGAAACCGCUGAUCUGGAGAAGAUUGUCGACAUGUGCGGUUCCUUUCUCACGGUGGUGGACAGCUACGUCUAUCCGAUUUACCAAUCGGCCAAAGACUACCUAGUCAGUGACGCCGCCAUCGAUAAUAUUUUCCCGUCUGGGAAAGACGCUGUUCAACGCAGCAUCGUCGACAUAUCAGUAGUGGCGAUGGAGAAGACAUUCCGGCGAGAUGUAUAUCAGCUGGUGCAUCCAGGAACACUCACCCGUGACGUGUAG